UUCUUUGCUAUGUCAUCGUAGUCAGUGGUGGCAGAAAAGCGCUGCAGGCCCAGCUCGUUAGGCUUGAGAAGGGCAAGUGUUUUCAGUUAGAUUUGGGGGCAGUUCACCCUCUGGCGAGUUAGGGUGGAAUGUUUGCCCUUGAGACGGCGUAACGGAAAGGCACGGAGGUUGGGCGGUCCAGGUUAAUUUGAAGGCUGAUUUUGGCUGAAAGUCUGGCGACAACAUCGGAUCCCACGUAGCAACUUUGGCCUGGCGCGAAAGAAGGAAGCUGUGACCCCUGGGAGUUGUGGACAAAGGCUUUGGGCUGUAGAAUCGAUGCCUUCGGAUGAUUCCCGUUUGAGGAUGUUGGGAGAAAUCCUGUGCCAUGUGGAUUCGUCUUCAUUUACAGUUCUUCCUAGGGACUGUGGCUCUCAUUGGUCAUUCCUUUGGUUUUUAUUUUAAACAUCUACAUUAUAAAAGGUGGAUCAUCGUAAAGAAUAAUUAUGGGUUGGUGUAGAUUAUUUUCUGCAGGGGAAACUCACGUUUAGAGUGUGAAUAUGCUACAUCAUGACCUUGGGCUUUACGAAGUAGUCGCAGAGUUAAAAAAAAUUCUCUCCCUCACCAUAUCUGGAAAAUGACUUUUUCUUCGCUAGUUAAAAAUCAAAUGGAUCUGAUGAGAUAUUACUUAUUCAAAUUCUGUCUCCCUCCCGUUUCCCUCUCCGUAUCCCCUUAAGUCUUGAUUAGAAGAGGCACCUUACGUAUUGUUUAGUUACAAUGGUGAUUAAGUGGGAUGAAUCGUUGGAUAAAAAUAGCAGUUAUUUAAAAUGCGCUUUAAAUUUCACUAACUUACUCUUAAGUGACCUUUUAGGGACCCACUCUUCUUUUCGUAGAUAUUUUAACAGAUUAUUGUCUUCAAAUGAACACAAAGGCACAAAAAUACUUUUUGCAUUCAUAACUAGAAAAACGCAAAAUUUUAAUUGCAGACUACUUGAGGGUAAUUUUCGUGUUUUGCUUUUGUGUAAUUUAGUGUGUUAAGAGUUGAAUUUCUGGAGAAUUUGCUUAAGGAAAUAUAGCAUGUUGGAACCACAGAAGUGCCCAUUUUGAGAGCUGGUCUCUUACAGUUGGUCUCCAAGGUGUGUUAUUGUAGAGGCAUAAAUGGUACAUUACCCUACUGUCUCAAGGGCAGAGAAGUUUAAGCAUUAGUUUUGUUUAACUGUGGCAAAUGAGAAUAAACUUUUUAAAUAGUCUGCUUGAAUUGGAAUUCAUCAGAUUUGUGCUCAUGAAACUACUUAGUUAAAAGAUAGUUUUUAAGUGAGGUAGGAUAAAUUACUAGAGUUUUUUUGAAUUUGAGAUAUAAUUAUUCCUUGAAACGUCUCUAAUUUCUCUUGUAGAUGAAUUAAUGUUCCCAGGGUAAAUCCCUUUAAAAUUUUUUUAAAAGCUUAGGAGAGACAAGAAUAUGUAUAGCUUAUGGUGCUUUCUAAAAUAUCUUAAAAGAGUAGCUAAGCCAAUUUGCAUAGGAGGGAGUCUUGGGACUUUAAUAUGGAUAAAGUAAGUAUUCCAGAAGCCAUUUGUAGUUUUUGUUGAAGUGUUAGUAUGGAUAUUGGUUUGUUGAAGAAAAUAGGCUUUUUUUCUUUUUUUGUUACUGUGCAAAUACUUUAAUAGCAAACCUGAUUAAUAUUUUUCAGAUGUAGAAUGUGUGAAGUAAUUUGAUGUCUUUGCUAGUUUAGCUUCUGGUUAAUCUACGUACCCUUUUUUAAAGGAAAACAGACCUCAGUGAAUAUAUCUUCAGACCCCCACUUUGGGGAACAGUAGUACUUAAGUGUAAGUACUGGAUUCUGGAUUAACGCAACAUUUAUUUGUACAUUAAAAACAUGUAAAUUACUCCAGGCGCAGUGGCUCAUACCUGUAAAUCCUAGCACUGUGGGAGGCUGAGGUGAGCUGAUUGCUUGAGCCCAUGAGUUCCCUACCAGCCUGGGCAACAUGGUGAAACCCUGGCUCUACAAAAAAUACAAAAAUUAGCCGGGUGUGGUGGUGCACACCUGUAGUCCCAGCUACUUGGGAGGCUGAGGUGGGAGCAUUGCCUGAGCCUGGGUAAGUCGAGGCUGUAGUGAGCCAAGAUCGCACCAGUGCACUCCAGCCUGGGUAGCAGAGCAAGAGAGACCCUGUCUCCCCCACCAAAGAAAGUGAGUGUAAAUUAUAAUUAUUUAUUUGGCAAGUCUUCAUGAAAUAGUUUGGGUAUCCCUGAAAGUAUUAAAUGCAAACUUCUUUAAAAAAAUACAUUGAGAUUUUUCAGUAAACGGGUAAUCCCAGUAUUCCUAGUUAAUUUUUAAUUUUACUUUUCUACAUCAUCAUUUGGGUUUCCUUAGCAGAGUGCAGAAUAGUUGUUUGAAAUGGAAAUCUGCUAUUGGCAUUAUUAAUAAGAUAAAUAGCAUUUUCUGUUUGGCUUGAGAUGAAUUGUAACAGUUACUAUUUUUGCAGUAGAAGUGGUAUUGAGAUUUUUACCUUUAGGGAUAUUGUAGUAUUUGCCUUAAUUAUACUGGCUUCAUGAAAUUUGGUUCUGUGCUUGGAUGUAUGAGCUGUUUAUGUAGACCUUUAAAUUGUAUCCAAACAAUAGCCCAUAGGUUUGGAUUUAUUGUUUUAAAAAUUGAUUUUUGAAUUUCAGGCUUUGCUGUUUUAUUCAUUUAUUGUGUAAUUUUGAAUGGUUGCCUUAAUUUGAUUUGGUCUUAUGUUUUGAAAGGGAGGAGAACAGCACGAGAGUUGGAUGUAAAUAUGUACUAGAUUUUUGGAUUUUCAUGUGGCAAAAUGAUUGAAGGUCUUUUUUUCUUUUUUUUUUUUUUUUUUUUGAACUUUGGGUAUUGAGAUUUUACUUGUAGAACAGUUUUUUGAAGUAGAUGUAAAACUUGUGUACAGCAAAAUGUAUAGACCCUAAGGAUAGAAUUCAGUAAACCUUGAUAAAUUUAUACACCCAUGUAACUACUGCUGCAUUCAAAAUAUAUAACAUUUCCAUCACUCCUUUCUUCAUGCUACUUCCAAUCAAGGAGCAGUUGUUAAAUUUUCGGCAAGUUUCAAAUUUUUAAAUAAUUUUUAUGUGUCUAUUUGGAUAUUGUAUCUCCUUUUUGCAGAAGGAUGAUUAAUUUCCCCUUGGAACAACAGACCAUUUUGUAACACCCGUAAUUGUGGUUCCUUAUUCUGCUUCACUUUUGAUAGUUAAGUUGCUUUUACAGAAUUAACAGGUCUCCAAGAAAUUUUAAAAAAGGUCAUUAUUGCUGUGGUUUGAGCUCAGCAUGGCUGUAGUCAUCCGUUUACUGGGGCUUCCUUUUAUUGCGGGGCCUGUGGAUAUUCGUCACUUCUUCACGGGAUUGACUAUUCCUGAUGGAGGAGUGCAUAUAAUUGGAGGGGAAAUUGGGGAGGCUUUUAUUAUUUUUGCAACAGAUGAAGACGCAAGACGUGCCAUAAGUCGUUCAGGAGGGUUUAUCAAGGAUUCAUCUGUAGAGCUCUUUCUUAGUAGCAAGGCAGAAAUGCAGAAGACUAUAGAAAUGAAAAGAACUGAUCGUGUAGGAAGAGGGCGUCCAGGAUCUGGGACAUCAGGGGUUGACAGCCUGUCUAAUUUUACUGAGUCUGUUAAGGAAGAAGCAAGUAAUUCUGGAUAUGGCUCUUCAAUUAAUCAAGAUGCUGGGUUUCAUACUAAUGGUACAGGACAUGGUAAUUUAAGGCCAAGAAAGACAAGGCCAUUGAAGGCCGAGAAUCCUUACUUGUUUCUACGAGGUUUGCCUUACCUAGUAAAUGAAGAUGAUGUACGUGUCUUUUUCUCUGGUUUGUGCGUGGAUGGAGUAAUUUUCUUAAAACAUCACGAUGGCCGAAAUAAUGGUGAUGCCAUAGUAAAAUUUGCUUCAUGUGUUGAUGCUUCAGGAGGUCUUAAAUGUCAUAGAAGUUUUAUGGGUUCAAGAUUUAUAGAAGUAAUGCAAGGAUCAGAACAACAGUGGAUUGAGUUUGGUGGUAAUGCAGUUAAGGAGGGUGACGUUCUUAGGAGAUCUGAAGAACACUCUCCACCAAGAGGAAUUAAUGAUAGACAUUUUCGAAAACGGUCUCAUUCAAAAUCUCCCAGAAGAACACGUUCUCGUUCCCCUCUUGGAUUUUAUGUUCACUUAAAAAAUCUGUCCCUCAGUAUUGAUGAAAGAGAUUUAAGAAAUUUCUUUAGAGGUACUGAUCUGACUGAUGAACAGAUUAGGUUUUUAUAUAAAGAUGAAAAUAGAACAAGAUAUGCCUUUGUGAUGUUCAAGACUCUGAAAGACUAUAAUACUGCUCUGAGUUUACAUAAGACUGUUUUACAAUAUCGUCCAGUUCAUAUUGAUCCAAUUUCUAGAAAACAAAUGCUGAAGUUCAUUGCACGUUAUGAAAAGAAGAGAUCAGGGUCACUAGAGAGAGAUAGGCCGGGACAUGUUUCACAAAAAUACUCUCAAGAAGGUAACUCUGGCCAGAAACUGUGCAUCUAUAUAAGAAAUUUUCCAUUUGAUGUUACAAAAGUUGAAGUGCAGAAGUUCUUUGCAGACUUUCUUCUUGCUGAGGAUGACAUUUACUUGCUUUAUGAUGACAAAGGUGUUGGUCUGGGAGAAGCAUUAGUGAAAUUUAAAUCAGAAGAACAGGCCGUGAAAGCUGAACGUUUAAACCGACGAAGAUUCUUAGGGACAGAGGUGUUACUAAGACUUAUAUCUGAGGCACAAAUGCAGGAGUUUGGUGUAAAUUUUUCCUUGAUGUCCAGUGAAAAAAUGCAAGCUCGCUCACAGUCACGUGAGCGAGGUGACCAUUCCCAUUUAUUUGACUCAAAAGACCCACCAAUAUACUCAGUUGGUGCUUUUGAAAACUUUAGACAUCAGCUAGAGGACUUGAGGCAACUGGAUAACUUCAAGCACCCCCAGAGGGAUUUCCGGCAGCCUGACAGGCACCCUUCAGAAGACUUCCGACACUCCUCAGAGGACUUUAGGUUCCCCCCGGAGGACUUCAGGCACUCCCCAGAGGACUUCAGGAGACCUAGGGAGGAAGACUUCAGGCGGCCUUCUGAGGAGGACUUCAGGCGCCCUUGGGAGGAAGAUUUCAGGCGCCCUCCGGAGGAUGACUUCAGGCACCCUAGGGAGGAGGACUGGAGGAGGCCCCUUGAGGAGGAUUGGAGGUGGCCACUGGAGGAGGAUUUCAGGCGGUCUCCCACGGAGGACUUCAGGCAGCUCCCCGAGGAGGACUUCAGGCAACCCCCUGAGGAGGACUUCAGGUGGCUCCCAGAGGAAGAUUUCAGGCGGCCACCUGAGGAGGACUGGAGACGGCCCUCAGAGGAGGACUUUAGGCGGCCUCUUCAGGGAGAAUGGAGGCGACCACCCGAGGAUGACUUCAGGCGGCCCCCAGAGGAGGAUUUCAGGCAUUCCCCUGAGGAGGACUUCAGGCAGUCACCCCAGGAGCAUUUCCGGAGGCCACCUCAGGAGCAUUUCCGUCGGCCACCCCCAGAGCAUUUCCGGAGACCACCUCCAGAGCAUUUUAGGCGGCCUCCCCCAGAGCACUUCCGGCGGCCACCCCCAGAGCACUUCAGGCGGCCACCCCCAGAGCAUUUCAGGCGCCCGCCCCCGGAGCACUUCCGGAGACCGCCCCAGGAGCAUUUCAGGCGGCCGCCUCAGGAGCAUUUCAGGCGCUCCCGAGAGGAAGAUUUCAGGCACCCACCAGAUGAAGACUUCAGGGGCCCUCCUGAUGAAGACUUUAGGCACCCUCCUGAUGAGGACUUCAGGAGCCCCCAGGAGGAAGAUUUUAGAUGCCCUUCUGAUGAGGACUUCAGGCAGCUCACAGAGGAAGACCUUAGGGAAGCUCCGGAGGAGGACCCUAGACUUCCUGACAAUUUUAGACCUCCUGGUGAGGAUUUUAGGAGCCCGCCUGAUGAUUUUAGAAGUCACCGUCCUUUUGUGAAUUUUGGUCGCCCAGAAGGUGGCAAGUUUGAUUUUGGAAAGCAUAAUAUGGGAAGUUUUCCUGAGGGGAGAUUUAUGCCUGAUCCAAAGAUAAAUUGUGGUUCAGGUAGAGUAACUCCUAUUAAGAUAAUGAAUCUUCCAUUUAAAGCUAAUGUGAAUGAAAUUUUAGACUUUUUCCAUGGUUACAGAAUCAUACCUGAUUCAGUUUCGAUACAGUAUAAUGAGCAAGGCUUACCUACAGGGGAAGCCAUUGUUGCUAUGAUAAACUAUAAUGAAGCUAUGGCUGCUAUUAAAGAUCUAAAUGAUAGGCCAGUUGGGUCCCGAAAAGUUAAGUUAACUUUGCUGUAGAGAGAGAGCAUUUCUAAAUUCAGUUAUCUUCCUUGCAGUAUUGAUGGAGUAAAAUACAUUUGUUUUAAAAAAGUUUUUUUUUAAAAUUAUCUAAUGAAAUAUUUUAUUUUUGACCUGUGAAUAGAACAAAUGUAAAUAGUAGAAUGUGAAUCUGGUUUUCUUUUGCUUGCAAAUUGCCAUUCUUUUUUUUUCUAAUUUAAAAUUACACAUGCUUUUUUUUUUCUUUGAUGGGGAGAAAGAACUAAUUCCCUGAGUUCAUUCAUUUUUGUUGAUGUCAUCGGUAAGCUUCAAGACUUAUUGAAGUAGAGUUGUAUUUGGGGAAGAUACAUUUUAUAUUCACUUUUUUUUUCUUUCUGUAGUCUACAUCUUUUACUCAAACUGUAUAAGGAAAUAGUGACCGAUUGUUCAGGUUUGGCAUUUUCAUUGCUACCUGCCUGCAGAAUUAAUGCCCUCUUCCUUGUCUAAGAUAUUACUGUGUUAAGUGUCCUGUUAAUUAUAAAUAGUUCAAAAUGGACAGACUGUCAACUUGAAAUUUGCUUAUGUAAAAAGCUUAAGUGAUUCUUAGGGUUUCCAUGUUCAUAACUUUACAAAGUUUUAUAAAAAUAAAAUUGCAACUUAAUAGAGCUAA
Molecule: messenger RNA, 6897 nt
Organism: Gorilla gorilla gorilla (western lowland gorilla)
Lineage: Eukaryota; Metazoa; Chordata; Mammalia; Primates; Hominidae
Gene: RBM12B
Product: RNA binding motif protein 12B
Exons: 3
Coding region: 3264-6269 (1001 amino acids)
Molecular function (GO): RNA binding
Source: RefSeq, a predicted model, not a curated record